AUGAUGGCCCAGGCCAUUGCCCCCGCCGUGUCCCUCGUGAUGUCCAGCCCCCUGUUGGCCGGGGGCCCUGCCGUCGGCUUGGCUGCGUGUGAGGAACCCAGGAAGCCUGGAGCACCCAGCCCCGGCUUGCCACCCCAGUGUCCUUACUACACCACAGAAGGCUGGGGUGCCCCAGCCCUGAUGGCCCCCACACCUGGCCAGAGGUCCUUUACCCGGCUCCAGCAGGCCCCCCAGGCUGCGGCCAGAGCCCACUUCAACCAGCCAGACCCUGAAGAGCAGGCCUCGGACCCUCCAGAGGAACUGGACUCCCGCAUCGACUUCUGCCUAGAGAGCCUCAACCAGCUGAUUCUGGAGCUGGACCCCACCUUCCAGCUGCUGCCCCCAGGGCCUGGUAUGGCCCAGGCUGAGCCAGCACGGAGGACCACCUCCAGGAUAAAGAAGGAGGAGCCUGAAGCCCUGGAUAUAAAGUACAUCGAGGUGACUUCCACCAGACCAUGGUGCCACGACAGUGCCCAGCGCGGCUCCAGCACAGCUGUUCCCACGCCCUUUGGCUCCCCCAGCACCGGUGGCCUCCUCCUUUCCAGGGACCUUCCCAGGGAGACACGUAGCAGCAGCGAGAGCCUCAUCUUCUCUGGCAGCCAGGGCAGGGCCCACCUGCGCCCCCCUCUUCCUUCUGGGAGUCUAUCUGCGCAGCCCCCGCCCUCUCCCAGCAUCUCCAUCCCGCGCAUGGGGAGCAAGGCCUCAGUAUCGCACAGCUCAGGCUCCCCGCUAACCGCUUCUCCGGGCUUGGAGAAGGGGAUAUGGACCCCAGCCCCACAGCAGGGUACCAGGAGCUCUGCGCUGUCAACCAGUCCAGCACCUGAUGUCGGCUCUGUGUUUGGAAGCAGCCAGUCCCUCCUGCGCUCCAGCCUCUUCAGCCAGCAGUCAUUCUCUCCAUCCUGGGAAAGCCCGACCAGCUCUUCCUCUAGCCUCCGCAGUCUCAGCCCCACCUCCCUGUGUCUCAGAUCCAGUGACUCGCAGGUCCCCAGCAACCCCUUCCUGAACACAGGCCGGCCUGGAGCAACCAGCUCCCCAAUACCAGCCAAGGAGCACUCCAGCAGCUGCCCCCCAUCCGCCACCAACUCCGUGGCGGACAUACCCAUCGUGCUCAUCAAUGGCUGCCCAGAACCGGGCUCAUCCCCACCCCAGCAGACCCCAGGACACCGAGGCUUCGCCCAACCUGGAGCCACUCCUCCCAGUCAGGCUGCCAAGAGCCACAGCCAGACUCUGCCGGAUGUCCCCUCCACCAUGUCCCCAGAGGGCCCCACCAGGGACACACAGCCCACCAUGAAGUUCGUGAUGGACACAUCUAAGUACUGGUUCAAGCCGAGCAUCACCCGAGAACAAGCCAUCGAGUUGCUGCGGAGGGCGGAGCCAGGCGCUUUCAUCAUCAGGGACAGCUCUUCCUACCGGGGCUCCUUUGGCCUCGCCCUGAGGGUACAGGAAGUCCCUGCAUCUGCCCCGAAUCCAUCAGCUGAGGAUGGCAGUGACCUCAUCCGGCACUUCCUCAUUGAGUCCUCUGCCAAGGGCGUGCAUCUCAAAGGAGCCGACGAGGAACCCUACUUCGGGAGCCUGUCUGCCUUUGUAUGCCAGCACUCCAUCAUGGCCCUGGCCCUGCCCUGUAAACUCACCAUCCCACAGAAAGACCUGGAAGGCACCAAGGAUGGCUUGAAUCCUUCCACAGACAGCCCAGAUUCCUGCCCGAAGAAAUCUGCAGGCUGUCACACUUUAUACCUGAGCUCCGUGAGCGUGGAGACCCUGAGCGGAGCCCUGGCUGUGCAGAAGGCCAUCUCUACCACACUGGAGAGGGACGUCCUCCCCACCCCCACUGUGGUGCACUUCAAGGUCACGGAGCAGGGCAUCACGCUGACAGACGUACAGAGGAAGGUGUUUUUCCGACGUCACUACCCCCUGAGCACCCUCCGCUUCUGUGGCAUGGACCCCGAGCAACGGAAGUGGCAGAAGUACUGCAAACCUUCCUGGAUUUUUGGAUUUGUGGCCAAGAGCCAGACAGAGCCUCAGGAGAACGUGUGCCACCUCUUUGCGGAGUACGACGCUGUCCAGCCAGCCUCGCGGGUCAUCAGCCUGGUUGCAGCUUUACUGCAGAACCCAGAACGGAUGUAGGAGGAGGGGCUGCCCACAUACCUUCCCAG
Molecule: messenger RNA, 2192 nt
Organism: Ochotona curzoniae (black-lipped pika)
Lineage: Eukaryota; Metazoa; Chordata; Mammalia; Lagomorpha; Ochotonidae
Gene: TNS4
Product: tensin 4
Exons: 13
Coding region: 1-2163 (720 amino acids)
Molecular function (GO): protein binding
Source: RefSeq, a predicted model, not a curated record